AUUAUUAUGUCUAGGUAACCUUGGCCUCUGUGUUUCAGGUCUGGUGAAGCUGUCAGACCUAAAGGGCCCUCCUCCUGCGAGGUCACUUCCUGUUGCUGACAAGGCGAUGACUCAGAGAGGGGGCGGAGCCUGUGAGGAGGAGCAGCAGGAGGAGGAGGAGGAAGCAGCUCCAGCGGUCAGGAGGAGGAACAGGAAGUCAGCAGCAGCAGCAGAUGAGAUGGAAGUGAAGGUCAGGGGUCGUCGGCAGAGAGAUUUUGACCCGAUGACAGCAGCAGCGGAUGAAGAGGAGGCGGAGCCUCAGGAGAACAGAGAGAAGGCGGACCCCACCAUCUGGACUCAGAACCAACAGAAACUGCUGGAACUCGCUCUGCAACAGUUCCCCAGAGGAACGGCAGAGCGCUGGGACCGCAUCGCCAAGGUGGUCCCUGGGAAGACCAAGGAGGAGUGUAUGAUUCGUUAUAAGAUGUUGGCGGAACUCGUUCAGAAGAAGAAACAGGCUAAAAGCUGAUUGAAGAUCUUGAUCUGUGACUCCGCCUCCUCCUGCUGUGACCUCUGACCUCCUGACAGGUGAACAAUCAGGUGACCUGUCAGGUAAACUGUCAGCAGUGUUUUAUUUUUCUGUCCAGGUGAGCUGUGUCCUGAUUGGACUAUAUCAUGGUUAGUUUUGUUUUUAUAUGUGUGACGCAGCGUCUCACCUGUUCAGGUGUGUUUUUAUAACUGAGGUGUCAAAGGAAGCAGAAAACGAGUUUGAGCCCACCUGAUGACCUCUGACCUCACAGCUUCAUGUGCCUUAGCUCCGUUCAGCAUGCUGUCAAUCAACCUCCGUUCAACCGAUCAAUAAAAGUAUUUAUUACCUGCU
Epinephelus moara (kelp grouper) is the source of this 859-nucleotide messenger RNA. RefSeq names its product dnaJ homolog subfamily C member 1-like. The transcript has 2 exons. Gene Ontology annotation, cellular component: endomembrane system. Bases 107 to 508 code for a protein of 133 amino acids. Lineage: Eukaryota; Metazoa; Chordata; Actinopteri; Perciformes; Serranidae. The record is from RefSeq and is a predicted model, not a curated record.